Anopheles stephensi (Asian malaria mosquito) is the source of this 1845-nucleotide messenger RNA. RefSeq lists its product as uncharacterized. The transcript is spliced from 2 exons. Lineage: Eukaryota; Metazoa; Arthropoda; Insecta; Diptera; Culicidae. Gene Ontology annotation, molecular function: nucleic acid binding. The record is from RefSeq and is a predicted model, not a curated record. Bases 753 to 1601 code for a protein of 282 amino acids.
ACAGGGUUCACCGAUAGAUAGGAUACGGCGAGCAUACCUUAGCGGUUCGCGCAAACGUUUAAGAUAUCUGCGGCCAUCGAUAGCGAUUCGCAUGUACAAUUAGCGACUGGCCCAAAAUGGAUAGCGAUUCGCGUGCACACUUUAGUGAAUGUCAGAAUUCGGCGCGGUUUGAAAAUAUAGGUUUAUACGACCCAGGUUGAGGAGUCGAGAUUGGAAAAAAAUCGUUUAAAUUUCGUUUUUUAUGUAAUUGGAAAGUUGUUGCGCACAAAAGUGAUGUGAAAAUUAAUGUUCAUGAUUAUAAAGCAUAAAUUAAUUGAUUUUCAGCGUUGGUUAAAAAAAUAAUAACAAAACUAUGUGAAACAUGAGAAGAACAGCCAUGUGGAGAAUUCAAACAUGGACGUAUAUACACUAAUUCAAAACUGAUGCGAUCUCGAAAAAAAAAUCCGUUCAGGUAAUGAAAAUAUUUAGCAUAUUGGUCCAGCAACCGAAGCGUUCACAGUUUUACCAAGCGAUUAACAAUUAGAGCAUCAUUUGCGGUUUCAUUAUACAUUCCUUCGUUGUUUUUGGUUUUGGCAAUCAUCCUUUUAAAGGUACGAAUUUCAGCACAAUUAAAAAGUGCUGCAACAUUUUUAUUGUCGGUAAAUUUGUUUUAUUAACGCACCGUGAAAGAAUACAGUGAGUUUCAAUAGCGGUAUGUGCUGAAGCGAAACAACUGAGACACACAUCGUUCUUUUUACUUUUUGCUUGCAGAUAUGAAUUCCAGCCAAAGCUCUAUACAAGAGGAAAAUGCAAGCAGCGCUAUGCAAGCACCUCGCCGCCGAAAAACUACCAGCAACGAAGAUAGAGAGCGCGUGGUAACGGCGUAUGAAAACGGAGCCACUGCAGCUACGAUUAGCGAAAUGUUUAAUUUGAAAAAACCGACUGUCCAUGGUAUCAUCAAAAAAUACCAAACCCAAUGGCAAAUCGAGGCAAAGAAGCGUGGUGGCAACAGAUCUAAACUAUUGUCGCAGCAAGCCGUAAUUGAUGUUCGGAACUGGAUCGACGAGGACUGCACGGUGACGCUUAAAGCACUCGCAGAGAAAGUGUUCGAACAACACGGUGUUCGAGUUUCGUCCACAACCAUAGCGAGGGAAAUAAAAGGAUUCAACUACUCUCUGAAGAUGGUCAAACUGUUACCGGAGCGACGCAACACACCAACGACUGUCGAAGAAAGGAAACAUUACGCUACACAAUUUUAUGAAAUUGCGCGCGGAAUUCCGGAUAAUGGAUUAAUCUAUUUAGACGAAGUAGGAUUUAACGUCAGUAUGCGUACGCUAAAAGGACGAUCGCAGAGAGGAACACCGGCCACCAUCACCGUUCCACAGUUAAGGACUAGGAACAUCUCCAUCAUUUGUGCUAUGCAUCGGUACGGCGUGCUGCUUUACACCACACACACUCGAUCCGUAAACCGUGAACGGUUUAUACAGUUUAUUGAAGAACUAAAGCAAACCCUGCGAUCGAAGAAUAUUAACAGCAGCUACUUCAUAAUGGAUAAUGUAGCUUUCCACAAAACACCCGCACCAGUGGAAGAAUUUUGUGAGGCGAAGCAAUCCUUCAUAUGAGGAUCAAUUGAUGGAAGCGAUUCGGAAUGGAUCCAGGCUAAUAACCGCACAGGAUUGCGAUGGCUACAUUUCGAAUAUGUGGCAAUACAUGUCCCGUUGUUUGAGGGGCGAAGAAAUUUUAGAUUAAGUUAUGUAUAAAUACAUAUAAGAUUAGAAAGUAAGAUUUUAGUUUUAAUGUGUAACAUAUUGUAUUGACGAUUCUUAAAAAGAUGAAAUGUAAAUAAUGCUGCUGGACGAAUUAAAA